UGCUGGAGCCUGAGUGUCUGGCUCUGGGAUGGGAAAGAUAGAGCCAGGUCAGGGGCUGGCACCAAGGCCUGAAAAUGGGGCAAGGGUGGGGGCCAAGGCAAACCCUGAGCUGUCAAGGAAUGGGAAGGUCACAGGACCAGGGCAGGGACUCAGGUGUCUUUGAGGCCCUGAGAAGGGGCUGACCUCUGAGCUACCUUACACUCAGGUGUGUCAGUGCCCCUCCCUUGAGGAAGGGCUGGCCAGGCCUACUGGCAGGAGGGUGGGGGCAGAAAGACAGCCUCUGAUAUGCUGCCAGUUGGGACCUGUGCCAGGCCAAUGGGCCUACCACCACCCCCGACCCCCCACAACAAUUCCAGGCUCAGCAGCCAGUCCCCAGGGGGCAGGCCACCUUGCCCUGGCCAGCUCUAGGUUGGGAAGUAGGUGCCUGUGCCUUUAAAUUCUCAGCAGGUUGAAACGGCUGAUGACAUCACUGGUUCCCGGGAGCGGAGGAGCUAGAGCCAGAGCCCGAGGGAGCCCGGGCUGCCUGCCGGGGCUGCAGACAUGGAGGGCCAGGGCGUCAGUGGCAGUGGGAGGCUGGGGACCCGGGCUGGCCUGGGCCCCCUGCCCAUGCCCCAUGGGGUUUCCCAAACUGGGGCACCCUCCAAGGUGGACUCAUGUUUUCAGCUCCCAGUGAAGGAGAAGGCAGCCUUGGAACCAAGGUUGGCUCUGACACCUGUGGGGCCACGAGCAGUUACGCCGCCUUCCUCAGAGGGGCCGAGGCUGGCUCUGGCGUCUCCCCGACCUGUCCUGGCUCCAAUGACUACCCCUGGAGGGCGGAAAACAACUCCUGCCCAUCUCAGCUCCAGUGUGGCUCCAAAAUCUGUGGGCCAGUUGGUGAUGUCUGUUUCAGCUGGGCCGAAGCCUCCUCCGGUGACCUCAGGUUCAGUCCGGGCGCCAGCAUCCCUGGGGCAGCUGGUGAUGUCUGCCUCAGCUGGGCCUCGGCUUCCUCCAGCCACUCCGGGGCCCAGGCUGGCUCCACUGUCCAGGGACCAGAAGCAGGUGCCACCUGCCUCCGUGGGACCCAAGCCAGCACUGGCUGCUUCAGGCCUAAGCUUAGCCCUGGCAUCCGAGAAGCACCCUCCACAGCCCCCCUCGAGCUCUUCCCCAGCAUCCAAUCCAGCUCUAUCGCCCACUCAGGAACAGGCCCUGGCUUCAGCAUCCAUGACAUCAGCACCAGCCUCUGUUGGAUGGACACCAGCUAAACAGAGGGAUGCCCCAGCCCCUACACCUCUCCCCCCUUCUGCAGGACAUCUCCAGCCCCCAGCUCAGGCAUCUGGUCCUGUGGGAUCCCCAUCCUUGAUCCAAGCCCCCCCAGACCCUUGGAUCUCCCCCUCCUUCAGAGCCCGGCCUGAGGCCCCCCGCAGCAGCCCUGAGGAUCCUGUCUUGCCCCAGCCACCCCAGACCCUGCCCCUGGAUGUGGGCCAGAGACCUCCAGAGCCUGGUACUCGUUCCCCAGGACUUCUGUCCCCCACCUUUCGGCCAGGGGCCCCAUUAUCCCAGACUGUGCCCCCACCUCUGCCCAAGCCACCUCGGUCUCCCAGCCGCUCCCCCAGCCGCUCCCCCAACCGUUCCCCCUGUGUCCCCUCAGCCCCUGAGAUGGCCCUCCCCAGGCCUGGCACCCAGGGUGCUGGUCCUGGUGGGCACCUGAGCCCCAGCCUUCAGCCCCGAGAAACCCCAGCCCUGGUCACCACCUCCUCUUCUACGUCCACCUCACCAUCCUCCUCUUGGUCAGCUCAGCCCACCUGCAAGAGCGAUCCCGGCUUCUGGAUUACUGUGGUCACGUGGAACGUGGGCACCGCCAUGCCCCCUGACGAUGUCACAUCCCUCCUCCACCUGGGCAGCAGCAGCAGCGAUGACAGCGACAGGGCAGACAUGAUCGCCAUCGGGUUGCAGGAAGUGAACUCCAUGAUCAACAAGCGGCUCAAGGACGCACUCUUCACGGACCAGUGGAGUGAGCUCUUCAUGGAUGCAUUGGGGCCCUUCAAUUUCGUGCUGGUGAGCACUGUGCGGAUGCAGGGCGUCAUCCUGCUGCUGUUUGCCAAGUACUACCAUCUGCCCUUCCUGAGGGACGUGCAGACUGAUUGCACGCGCACAGGCCUAGGUGGCUACUGGGGCAACAAGGGUGGAGUGAGUGUGCGACUGGCAGCCUUCGGGCACAUGCUGUGCUUCCUCAACUGCCACCUGCCGGCCCACAUGGACAAAGCGGAGCAGCGUAAGGACAACUUCCAGACCAUCCUCAGCCUCCAGCAGUUCCAGGGGCCUGGCGCUCAGGGCAUCCUGGAUCACGACCUCGUGUUCUGGUUCGGGGACUUGAACUUCCGCAUUGAGAGCUACGACCUGCACUUUGUCAAAUUUGCCAUCGACAGCGAGCAGCUCCACCAGCUCUGGGAGAAAGACCAGCUUAACAUGGCCAAGAAUACCUGGCCUAUCCUGAAGGGCUUCCAGGAGGGGCCUCUCAACUUUGCGCCUACCUUCAAGUUUGACGUGGGUACUAAUAAAUAUGACACCAGUGCCAAGAAGCGGAAGCCAGCCUGGACAGACCGUAUCCUGUGGAAGGUCAAGGCUCCAGGUGGAGGUCCCAGCCCCUCAGGACGGGAGAGACACCGGCUCCAGGUGACCCAGCACAGCUAUCGCAGCCACAUGGAGUACACAGUCAGUGACCACAAACCUGUGGCUGCCCAGUUCAUUCUGCACUUUGCCUUCAGAGACGACGUGCCUCUAGUGCGGCUGGAGGUGGCAGACGAAUGGGUACGGCCAGAGCAGGCUGUGGUGAGGUACCGCAUGGAAACCGUGUUCGCCCGCAGCUCCUGGGACUGGAUCGGCUUAUACCGGGUGGGUUUCCGCCACUGCAAGGACUACGUGGCUUAUGUCUGGGCUAAACAUGAAGAUGUAGACAGGAAUAUUUACCAGGUGACAUUCAGUGAGGAGUCGCUGCCCAAGGGACAUGGAGACUUCAUCCUGGGCUAUUACAGCCACACCCACAGCAUCCUCAUUGGCGUCACUGAGCCCUUCCAGCCUUUCCCGCAGAUCUCGCUGCCUACCUCGGAGCUGGCCAGCAGCAGCACAGAUAGCUCAGGGGCCAGCUCAGAGGAUGAGGAUGACAGCACCCUGGAGUUGCUUGCACCCAAGUCCCGCAGCCCCAGCCCUGGCAAGUCCAAGAGGCACCGUAGCCGCAGCCCAGGCCUGGCCCGCUUCCCCGGCCUCGCCCUUCGGCCCUCGUCCCGUGAACGCCGUGGCACCAGCAGAAGCCCCUCACCUCAGAGCCGCCGCCUGCCCUGGGUGGCCCCUGACAGGGGAAGCGAUAGUGGCAGCCGGGGAAGCAGUGAGGAGGGGGUCCCUGGGCCGCCUGGGCCCUGGGCCUUCCAGCCACCUGUGCCUCAAAGCCUGGGCUUGCUGCCUGCCUUGCGCCUAGAGACUGUAGAUCCUGGCGGUGGUAGUUCCUGGGGACCUGAUCGAGAGGUCCCGGCCCCCAAUGGCCUGUCUCCGAGCCCCCAGUGUCGGCAGGGGCUGGAGGGAGGGGGCCUGGGGCCCUGAGGGUGGGGCAGGAAGGUGGGCCCAAGUGGCCCCACUCUGGCCCAAUCUUCUGCAAACCACCUGCCUCCCUCCUGCUGCUGCUCCAGCUUUAUCUGCACCUGCCACUCUGUUCUGGCUAAGGGUGGCCCACUGAAGUCCCCUAAACUUGGUCCUGGCACUUCGACUGUGACAAUCAGCAAAACCCUAUCUGGGCCCCCAUCUAGGGUGGGGGAGCAAACCUGGAGGUCAUCAAUUAGGAAUUAAAUUCUCCAGCCUCA
Molecule: messenger RNA, 3830 nt
Organism: Sus scrofa (pig)
Lineage: Eukaryota; Metazoa; Chordata; Mammalia; Artiodactyla; Suidae
Gene: INPP5J
Product: inositol polyphosphate-5-phosphatase J
Biological process (GO): phosphatidylinositol dephosphorylation; negative regulation of peptidyl-serine phosphorylation
Cellular component (GO): plasma membrane; ruffle; cytoplasm
Molecular function (GO): phosphatidylinositol-3,4,5-trisphosphate 5-phosphatase activity; phosphatidylinositol-4,5-bisphosphate 5-phosphatase activity
Source: RefSeq, a predicted model, not a curated record